AUGACCAGAGAGACCCCUCCAGAGAUAUUACAGAUUCCAAAAAAGUCUUGCAACCAAGAGCACCCAGAUGACUUCUUGAUGAGGAGGCCUUUUUUCCUCGUUGUGAUCCUCUUGGUAACAGGAUGGCACACUGGGUAUAGCGAGCCGACAGCCAACAAACACAAUGAAUGUAUUGCUGGUAUCCCAGGUAUACCAGGGGCCCCAGGAAUGCCUGGCCACAAUGGACUUACUGGGAGAGAUGGGAAAGACGGACCCCCAGGGGAGAAAGGAGACCCUGGUGAAUCUGGAAAAUCAGGGCCUGUUGGGCCUCCAGGUAAAGUAGGUCCACCAGGCGUUACUGGUCCCCGUGGCCUUCCUGGUCCUCCUGGUAUUCCAGGUCCAUCGUGGUCACCUGAAAAGAGUAAAGUCUACGCCUUUCAUGUUGGUCUUAAGACCUCAGCUCCGCCAUCCAACACACCAAUUAAAUUCACUAAAGUUUUUUACAAUGAACAAAAUAUUUAUAACACAGAGACUGGUAAAUUUGUUGCUCCGGUAGAUGGAUUGUAUUUUAUAACCUACCAAAUUACAGUAUACUCGAAAAAUGUACACCUUUCACUCCGACAUAAUGAUAAGAUUGUCCAGUACAUGUAUCAUGUAUAUGGUUCUAAUACUCAUCAAGCUUCUGGAGCUUCAAUUCUAAAGCUUAACAAACGUGAUGAAGUUUGGCUGCAGGACGUCAACAGUAAUAAUGGUCUUUAUACUGAUGACAAUGACGACUCCACAUUUUCCGGUUUUCUAAUUGGUUGAGCUGAUUUAUACAUUUGCAAAUUUAUUCUGAAAAAUCCUAAUUUUUGUAAAUGAUUCAAUCUUUAGUUAUAUGUGAUUCAUUUUCAUUGAGUCAAUAUAGAAAAAGAUUUCAAGUUGCAAAUGUUUUUGGGACCUUGGAGGUCUCUUUUCUUCUCUGCAUUCCAUUAACAGUACUCUAGAAUUAAAUGUAUUACAUAUGACCAUAACUCUGUGUUUUCUUGGAUCAACAUGGCUAUAUCCACUUUCCUUAACCUGAUUCAAAUAUAGCACAUAGACCAGGGAUAGACAACAGGUAUCUGGCCAUCUUCAAUGUUCAGCAAAGUUCUUAGGAAGAAAAAGAGUGUGUUUAUGGCCAGCUAACCAUGGUGGGAGCAAUAGUUGGAGAGCUAAUUAUUAUAUUAAAAAAAGUGUAAUUGUACAGACUAAAGGCUACUAAUGUUAAAAUGUUCUUCAAUAAAUGUGAUUACAAAAUACAUUGAGAUUGUUCAAAUAA
This is a messenger RNA of Spea bombifrons (plains spadefoot toad), 1279 nucleotides long. Its product is annotated as complement C1q and tumor necrosis factor-related protein 9-like. The transcript is spliced from 3 exons. NCBI's taxonomy places the organism in Eukaryota, Metazoa, Chordata, Amphibia, Anura, Pelobatidae. Gene Ontology annotation, molecular function: protein binding. The record is from RefSeq and is a predicted model, not a curated record. Bases 1 to 786 code for a protein of 261 amino acids.